UAAAUUACAACCAUUAGAUGUAGCAAUUAACAAAAGUUUUAAAGCAAAUCUACGUCAAUAUUACAAUAAUUGGAUAAGUUCUGAGCCAUUGUCAGAAUCAUCAUUUGAACCACUGUUGAAACUAUUGUCAGAAUCAUCAGAUCCAAAUUGUGGCUUUAUAAUUAGUCUAAGAUGA
Molecule: messenger RNA, 175 nt
Organism: Funneliformis mosseae
Lineage: Eukaryota; Fungi; Glomeromycota; Glomeromycetes; Glomerales; Glomeraceae
Source: the annotation of a GenBank genome assembly